AAAAAAUUAAAACCCUUCCAUUUGAAAUCUGGACCAAUCUUAGCCGUCGGAUCAAGUAAAUACAACCGUUAGAAGGGCGCUCCUCCAAAAAAAGAUAAUAAAGCAAACAAAUCUCUCUCUCUUCUGUCUCUUGAGAAAAUUUGAAUCUCUGUGAAAAAGAAAAAAAAAGGGUUUUGGAGAUGUCGAGGAUGAGAUCUUCUUACCUGAAACCACCGCUUCCCAAAUCUCCCAUCCGUCUCCGAUCACGCCAGGUCCUCCUCUCUCACUCUUCUUCAUCAUCUCUGCAAACACCUCCAGGUCUGACGAAGUACCAGAACCCGGCACGACGACUGAGCGAUGCGGAUCUGGGAUCGAAACUCCCGCUUGAAUACUCGUCAAUCUCAAGCGAGAUACACGCGCUAGCGAAAAUGGUCGAGAAAGAGUUUGCCGAAGAAGAAGAGGACACGAAAUCCAGAGCCGCGGGUUCGAAUCUGGAGAAUCUGGCUACAAACUCUGUUCCGGUGUUCGAGAGAGGGAGGUUCUACGAUGAGUAUUCGGCCAAGAGGAACGAGCGAUUGAGGAGGAAGAAAGGAGGUGAAGCUGCUCUCGAGGGACUGAUCAAAGGAACUCCUUACAAUCUCGGAGUCAACCAUGAGCCCAUGACCACCAAGAGGAGAGGAACCUCUAAGAAACAGACCGUCUCCAUGGUUGAGACGACGCCGAGGUAUUCACUGAGGAGCAUGACGAAGGAGAACAGGAAGCCACCGCUUCCUUUGAACGUGGCCGUGAGCGCGAUGAAAGCUGUCUCCACUAGAAGGGGUAGGAGAAUCUGAUGUUGUUGCUUUUGAUUGUAUGAAAUCGAAAUUUGGGGUUUUGAUUUCUUCGUAUUGUUUGUUCUGUUGCUGGUGGAUUUCGAUAUAAAUCCAUGAAACUUCUUUCUUUUUGAUUUCCUCAGUUGACCCCAUAUAUACAUUCAGAUAAGCUUAUCUAUGAAAUGCAUUUUUUGGGUAUCUUCUUUCUUCA
Messenger RNA from Thlaspi arvense, 1002 nucleotides. Lineage: Eukaryota; Viridiplantae; Streptophyta; Magnoliopsida; Brassicales; Brassicaceae. The record is from the annotation of a GenBank genome assembly.